Thelazia callipaeda (thelaziosis nematode) is the source of this 534-nucleotide messenger RNA. The record is from the annotation of a GenBank genome assembly. NCBI's taxonomy places the organism in Eukaryota, Metazoa, Nematoda, Chromadorea, Rhabditida, Thelaziidae.
AUGUUAGUUUUAUGGCUGGGUCAAGAAUCUUCCAGUGUUCAAAUUUUCUUACAGCUUCUGGAAAUUGGGCUAAUGAUGACAGUUGGCAUUGGUUUAAUAGCAAUGUGCAAAUUUCGCAGAGACGACACGAAAGAUUUAAAUAAAGCUUCGACUAUUGUUUCUAUGCCUGAAGUUCGUAGAUUCAAAUUAGAUCCAUCCGAGAAGGAAACGCAACAAGAAGUCGAAGUAGAUCUGGAUGAAAUGUUAGAUGGUGGUGGCGGAAUAGCAGCUGACAAUCCAUCUGCAGAAAAACAUAUGGUUGCAGUUGACGCAAAAGCCGAAAAAAAUCAACCAGAAGAGCAAAUGAAGAAGUUGGAUGAUUUGCAAAAGAAACAGCAGAAGGGGAAAGUCAAAGAUAAUAAAAUAGGUAAUAUUCUUAUCAUAAUUGUGUUGGACAAACCAAGUAAUGCUAUAACUUUUCGAUUUGCACCUAAUAUAAUCAUAAUUUUCAGUGACUGCAGCAGUGAUUUAUUGUCGAGCAGAGAAAGCCGAUAA